UCUCUACGUGAGUUGUUCGGUUCGAGAAAUUGACAGAAGAGAAAUCGAUGUCUGGUGACAGACUGCGAGGAUGAUUAUCAUAUCGUCAGAUUGCAAAAAAAUUAAAGGAUACUCCCCUUCCGUCAUUGGAAUCUAAUCACUCGAAGACUGGUUGAAAAGCCUUGGAACCCUGCAUCGCACCAUGUCCACUAGCAGUAACCUAGUGGUACCAGUGGUACUGUGGGGGAGGAGACCACCCACUCACUGUAUAGCUGCCAUACUUAUGACACCUGACCAAAAGAACAUUAUAACAGGAUGUAAUGACGGACAGAUUGGCAUCUGGGAUGUUGCUGAAAACUCACAGAUCUACCCCCGCAGUAUGUUGUUUGGUCACACGGCAGCCAUCAGCUGUUUAGCACUAGGUAGCGAGAAAGCAGACACUCCGUACAUUGUGAGUGCUUCAGAGAAUGGAGAGAUGUGCUUAUGGGAUAUUAGUGAUGGGAGAUGUGUAGAAAACACUAAGAUGCCCCACAUUCACACCAAUAUGCAGGCCUAUCACUUUCAAGUGUCCAAGGAUGUGCGUCUGGUGUGUAACGGAUACUAUCCAGAAAUUUUCAUCAUCAAUCCCAACUCUUUGGAAAUCCUAUACACGCUGUCAUCAAAGGUCGCCCCGGACUGGAUCAGUGCAUGCUGUAUCCUCCAUCCCGUCACAAAGGAAGGCCGAUCUGUCUGUAAAGAUGAUGUUGUGGUAGCCAUUUCUAAUUCAGGAGCAGUCAAAGUUUGGACCCUGACUGGUAGUGAAAACAUGACACAGCCAGUGUAUGAAAACGAGUCCAAGCAGAUCCGCUGUUUGAAUGCGCAGACUUUAACCUGCUGUCCUUACAAUCAGAGAACUGUCCUGAUAGUCUGCUCCAAGUAUUGGCAGAUAUACGAUGCAGGAGACUUCACCUUGCUGUGUUCAGAAUCCAACAGGUGUGGAGAGCGGUGGUCAGGUGGGGACUUCAUCAGCGUGGACAAGGUCAUCGUCUGGAGCAAUGAGGGCAAAGGUUACCUGUACAAGUUACCUGUCAGUUUGCUUAAGGGAAAAGUAUUGGAAAGUGCCAAUGCUGAAAGUAUUGAGUACCGUAAACCUUCUAAUCAGACCUCACCCCAUGCUUAUUACAUCCUAGACAUGUUUUCAGAGUCUUCUAUGGCUUGCUCUCCUGCCAUGACAUUUCACGUUGGCAAAAGUGACAUUCCGGGCCGGUACCUGCUUCGUGGAGAUUCUGAGGGCCAGAUUGUGAUGUGGACACUUCCCGAGGUCACAGAGAGGCAAAUGACCUUGGUUCGCCAAGAGAGUUUUGAUAGAUUACCGGCUUUGCCUCCUAGGUGUAGUACAUCCCUGGCUGAUAUUUGGGAGAAUCUGCAUCACCCUCCAGCUGGCAUCAUAGAUGGACUGUGUGAUGAGAAUAACCAGCCAUUAGCUAUUACCUCGACCAUAUACAUACCAUCCCAAGGAAAAGUGGCCUGUGGGAGAGAGAAUGGGUCCAUCGUGAUUGCCCCGGCAACACAGAGCAUUAUCUUACAGCUGCUGGAAGUAGAGGAGUUCAAACACAAAGAUGUUCCAAUAAAGAUUCUACAUGGACAUCAUGGCCGUGUGACCAGUCUGCUGUACCCGUUCAAUGAGAGCACUCGCUAUGAGCCCCAGCACCUACUGUCGGGCGGGGCAGACUUCUCCGUCAUGCUCUGGGAUAUCUACACUGGCUGUAAACUCCAUACUUUCACUGUCCAUGGAGGGGAAAUAACUCAGUUACUGUGCCCACCAAACAAUUGCAAUUCUAGAAUUCUGCCCUGUGUGUGUUCAGUGGCCAGUGACCAUUCAGUCACCCUGCUGAGUCUGAGGGAGAGGAAGUGUAUAAUGCUUGCAGGGAGGCACCUGUUUCCUGUACAGACCAUUAAGUGGCGACCACUGGACGACUUCAUGGUAGUCAGCUGCUCUGAUGGCACUGUGUAUGUCUGGCAGAUGGAAACAGGUCACCUGGACAGAGUUGUACAUGGAAUAACAGCAGAGGAAAUUCUAAAUAACUGUGAUGAAAAUGCUACGCCCAUGGAGAGCCUUGUUAACCCAAAUAUCACCCUCACUCAGGCACUCAAACGCCGCAACCUGGCAACAUUUAAAAACCUUGCUCAGCAGAAAUUACAGAUUCAGAGUGGGACCAGCCACCAAGCAUCUACACACAGGAGUGACUUCUUGAAACAACAGACUUAUCCAAUGUUCAUUCAGGGCAUCAGAGCCAAUCUGAAGGAUCCAGACAUCCACAUUCUGUUUUUUGAUACAGAGUCCCUGAUUGUCCAGCUAUUGACAGAAGAAUAUUCCACAAUGUCACCAGGAGAGUUGGAGGCCAAAGGAUACCUACCAUACACUGACCAGUCAGACCAUGGUGGAAUGCACAGUAUGAUGUUUAAGAUGAAGGAGAAGGCAGAUACCGUAGCUGGAGGACAGAAGAGUCCCUCUCGCUCGGAAUCCAGCUCACAUGGGGGAUCCCCUGCCCAUGCUUCCUCUCCGAGCCGUAAAUCUGUGUCCUACUCAGACAGGAGCCUAACCCUGGACAUUGCUCAGCUCUUCUUGUCCUGCCUACACGCUUGGGGCCUGGACCCAGACCUUGAUAAACUCUGUAUGAACAAGCUGGGAUUGUUGCAGCCCAGGUGCCCAAUGUCUUUUGGACUGAUUUCACGCACAGGUCACAUGUCUUUGAUGCUACCUGGCUGGCACAAGUUGUUCUGCCAGGAGGAAUCCACGGGUAAAAUGCCAAAAGAGGUGAUGCGUACGCCUGCUAAAGUCACCCUGAUGCAGCAGGCUCGGUCGGCCUCUAGUGGUCAGUUUGACAAAUCUGUGAACCUGGCCCAGAGACAUGGUCUGGCUCAGUCAGACUACACCGAUAGCGACCAGGACAGUGACUCUGGCAACAAGCGAGUAAUACCAGAGAGAAGGCCCACCGCAGUACAGGACGAAAUGAAGGCGUUCUCAUCAAAGGCCCGUUGGCAGAUUUCCAGUGCUGUGACAACCAAUCAUUUGCUGUCUAUUAUCUCAACAGCCAACACUCUAAUGAGUAUGAGUCAUGCUACCUUUGUAACAGACAAGAUAAAGAAAAAAAGAAAUAGGAGUAGAAAAAGAUACACAGGUAACCUUGGGUUGGUGGUGUCGGAAUCCAUGGACAGUCCAGGCACCAGUGAUGAUGAGACAGACGCCAUCAUGAUGCAGCAGUCACAGAUAAAGCAGGGGUGGAGUCUGAAGGCGGCACUUCACUGCGUGUUACUGCCAGAAAUGGUGGGGUCUGAAAACCUGAAAGCACCCCAACUUGAGAUGUUGGCCAGGAGAUGGCAGGACAGGUGUUUGGAAAUCCGUGAAGCUGCCCAAGCCCUGCUGUUGGCAGAACUGAGAAGAAUCGGUCCUGAGGGGAGGAAGGAGGUACUGGACCAAUGGUCUCCCUUCCUGCCCACCUACGUAGACCCCCAGCUCAGCCUGAUGAAUGCCGAGUCACUGCAGAAGAACGAGGAAGGGGAUGAAGACGACGAGGAGGAAGAUCCAAUGAUCAAUGAUAUCCCCCUUCAGAAAGCUUCAUCAUCAUUUGAAAGUAGAAAGAAACAAGCCACAGCCAUUGUGAUGCUUGGAGUGAUAGGUGCUGAGUUUGGACACGAGAUAGAGCCAAGUCGACGGAAGUUAGAGGAACUCAAGAAGAACAAAAAGUCAGCUCAAGAGGGAUUCACUCUUCAGAACUAUUCCUUAGCCAGACAUACCAGUAAAGCUUUGACAUUCCUUUUACAACAACCUCCAAGCAGAAAAUUACCUGCAUACUCUCCCAUUCGUCGAGCUGCGAUUGAUUUGAUUGGAAGAGGCUUCACAGUUUGGGAACCAUAUGUCGAAGUUUCCGCUGUAUUACUUGGACUGUUGGAGCUUUGUAUAGAUUCUGAUCGUCUAGUGCCAAGCAUGACAUACGGUCUACCUCUGACCCCUAUUGCUGAUGCUUGUCGAACAGCCAGACAUGCCCUGUCUCUCAUUGCCACGGCCCGACCCCCGGCGUUUAUCAUCACCAUGGCCAAGGAAGUGGCACGCUUUAAUGCCAUUGCCCAGACAGCGCAGGCUCAGCACUCUCAGAUAAUUAACUCCGUGCUGGUCAGGGGCAAGCUAGAAAUUCUCAAAACGGUGGAGCUACUGGUGGAGAAGAUGCCCAGUGAUGUGGCUGACCAUUUGGUGGAGGCAAUGGAUGUGACUAUACACUGUUUGGACAUAAACCAACUAAAGACCAAAGGACUGCAGGAACUGUUCCCCACAAUAUGUCGAUUCAGCAUGGUGUGUAUGUGUCCAGUCACAAAGAGGAUCUGGGUUGGGGCCAAGAAUGGGGGCCUGGCAUUUUAUGAUCUAAAGCAGCAUUCCAAGUGUCAGAUGAUUCAAGCUCAUGCAGGUCCAGUGAUUGCCGUAUCUGUGUCGGCAGACGGAAAGUUCCUGGUGACAUAUUCCCAUGUUGACAGUCGUCUGAAAUUUUGGCAGACCGCCUCCUCAUCUCUGUUUGGGAUUGGAUCGCAGCAGACAAAGUGUGUCAAACAAACUGCCACCUCGCCGAUUCCUGUCACAAACCUGACCAACCUGCUGAAGCUGGUUCGCCUGGUGUGGGUGGACACUCGCUCCAUUGUCAUGCUCACCGUCGACGGCAAAGAGCACAAGUAUUCAGUCUGAUCUCUGACAAUUUUCUCUAUCAGUUUGUUAGCUUAGAUAAAUACCUGGAUGUGUCAGUUUUUAUGAAGAUAAUUAUGUGUUAAUGACUCUUCACUUAUUGAGUAAUGUGCAAAUUAAUGUCAUAUGUAGUCCACAAGAUUGCUGAGAAGGAAACAAGAAAUAAUUUGUUCUUCUCUUUAUAUUUGUCUUUUGAGUCUUUUUCUUGAUUAUUUAAGGAAAUAUAAUUAUUCAAUCUAUUAAAAUUAUCUAAUAUAUUCUACUCCAUGGUAUCCACCAGGCAAAAUGUGUGGUUAAAAUGUCAGUGCAAAGGCUUCUUUAUCAAAAAUUCAAAACCCUAGAAAUCGUGUUCCCUGGGUUGAGGCUUUUAGUGUUAGGGAAUGGCUUAAUUGAUCAUGUUGUAAAGCUGCACAUGCAUUGAUAUAUAAUUCAAUUAAAAUCUUUUCCAUCCUCUAGGAAUAUGUUGUAAUUUCAUAAAAUUUAUCAUCUUAUACCAUUUUUUUCAUGGUCGAGUUUAUCAAGAUAUGAAAUGUUCUUUGAAAUGCAAUAUGUCUGAAAACACAUUGUAUUGAUAGGAUCAGGGACCACGAAUUUACCUGAUGUUGAAACUGUGUUUUUUCACUAAAUCUAUGAAAAUUGAUACCUGUGAACACUAAUGAAUCCACAUAUAGUAGAAACACUAAGUUCUGACCAGCAUUGUCUCUACCAAAAUUGUUCAAUUAACGGUCGAUGGAUUUUGGUCCUUUGGUUAGGCUGUAUAUGUAUUGCUUAUGAAGUGAAAAAAAUGUUUAUUCAAUUAUAAUUCAAUUAUAAUUUUCCAUUGUCAUGUGGAUUUUAUGUCAAGGAGAAUAUUGGAAGGAUAUAUAUUAAUUAUACAAUAUAUUAAUAUUUCGAUUUUUUUAAUGAAAUAUAUGAACAUAUAACAGUAUAUUUCAAUAUUUUACAACUUGCUGAUUACUGUGGAAUCAUUAGAAUUCGUAGUGGCUCAGUUUUCGUGGUAUUCGUGGAUAUCCAUCUCCCACGAAUUUAAAUCCUCCACGAAAACAUAUUUUGAAAAGAGUUAUUUUUUUUACUGAAACUAAAAACCGACGCUUCCACGAAAUUACAUCCCCAUGAUCCAGCAAAAAACCCGCAAUCCACGAAAAUUGGCGCCCACUAAUUUAAAUGAUUCCACAGUACUCAUUUUGCUGAAACUGAACACUUUGUUCCAACGGAUUGUUCCACUGGAGUAAUCCUAUUAUCAGUUUGUUAGACAUUGCUCUUUGGGUCAUUGCCAUAAUAAAUAAUUGUGUCACAGUCAGUGUCACGGGGAUGGUGAACCUUUAGACUAGUGUUAAAGCUGAGCACAAUUAAUAUUUCUCUCUCCUUGCCAAUAUCCCUACAACCCCUGUAUAAUAAGAUAUCAGACACAGUUCAAAGGACAUCUUUUGUGCUGUACUGAUCUUACCUGUAUAGGCAUCCAUCUUGCAAGUCUCAAUGGCAAAUUUAACUUUCUUACUCAAAGCCAGAAGGAAGGAAACAUCAAAUAUACAAAUUACUGCAUUAAAUACAAACAGAAAAUGCACAUGAAACAAACAACAAAAGCACAAAAUCAAAGACAAUAUAAUGAAGUCAACCAUGAGUUUGAAUCAAAGGGCCUAUAUUACCUUACAUUGGUGCCUAUUUUCAAAUGUGUCAUGUUCAGCUUUGCAAUUGUAUGGGACACAUCAAUGACUUUCUUUCAAGAUAAACUUUUAAAAAAGUUACAAUUUCUCAAUUUUUUUUACAGUCUUGUUGACUAUAGUCUGUCCCAAGUUAUUGCUUCCUUCAUUUUUUAAUGAUUUUUAAUAAAAUUGCACACACCUGUAAAAGAAGUAUACAGUUGAAAUUGAUGAAAUGGAAAAUAUUCAAGAUAUUUUCAUCGACAAAUUAUCCCUUUUCACUUAAACAGUUUACAGGAACGAAAAACAAAUUUCUUACAGGGAUUUAUGAUAGGAAAUCCAUAUUCGGAAGUGCUCGGGACACCUUGCGCAAUUUUUCAACGUUAUCAUUCGGGCUUAUUAAUGGAUGCAAUGCAAAAUCCCCGUAGACUUUCUAUUUUGGGAUGUAAUUUGAAACCUGAAGCGAUAGAGGGGGCGCUUGAAAACAGAUAAUCUGGAGAUUUUUCAUACUUCUGGAUGAACGUAGUUUGAGCACAAAGGUAUUUAUAAUUAUCGAAAUAUUAAGCGAAAAGUGAUGGAAGCAAAAACUCGGGACAGAGUAUAAUACUGUAGAACAAUAGCUUGGUUAAGACAUUAGCUACUACAAUCUGUAUUUCACAGUGAUUCAUGAGAUCUAAAGCUGGAUGCUUGCAUGAUCUUUAAAUUUAAAAAAAAAAAAGCUGUAUUUAUCAAAAUUCAUUUUGCCAAAUAUUGUACAAUAGGGAAAUGAUAAAGCAAUGAUUAUAUUUGGAACAUGUUGUAUUUUUAUCUGCAUUGAUAACUUAUUGUGUCACUUAUCACCUUUCAUAAUGUGUUUGUCACCCUAUUGAAGACACAUAAGGAUUUAUUGCUUAAAUAUAUUUCGAAACUCGUACGUGGCCGGGUUAUGUUUUUGUGUUGUUAGACUGUUCUGAACUUGUGAAUGUUUUAGUGAAUUGCAUGCACAUGUAUGUAUAUUUACAUUAGAAUGUACCCUACUAUAUGGGUAUAAAAUGAGAUAGAAAAUCUGUGAUAUAUGAAUUUAGAAUUGUUAUGUUUAUUAUUAUGUGAGUCAUAUAUUCUACUGAUAAUAUUCUGUGAAUUUGAUCGAGUCAUGUUCUUUGCAAUUUGUUGUCAACAUGCAACUUUUAAAGUGCAAUAGAUAAUUAUACGGAAUGCAA
This is a messenger RNA of Magallana angulata, 7529 nucleotides long. Its product is annotated as WD repeat-containing protein 7-like. The transcript has 27 exons. NCBI's taxonomy places the organism in Eukaryota, Metazoa, Mollusca, Bivalvia, Ostreida, Ostreidae. Gene Ontology annotation, cellular component: cytoplasm. Gene Ontology annotation, molecular function: protein binding. The record is from RefSeq and is a predicted model, not a curated record. Bases 182 to 4693 code for a protein of 1503 amino acids.